Molecule: messenger RNA, 2397 nt
Organism: Mesorhabditis spiculigera
Lineage: Eukaryota; Metazoa; Nematoda; Chromadorea; Rhabditida; Rhabditidae
Source: the annotation of a GenBank genome assembly
AUGAUGGGCGGUCGCAAGAUGCACCCGAUCAGUCAUCGAGUUCCCCCACAGACGGCGAUGGACGAGAAGUUCAUCGAGCAGAUCUGGGAACGGCUCCGCUCGUCUAUCCGUGAGAUCCAGAACAAGCGCAGCAACGGGCUCUCCUUCGAGGAGCUCUACCGCAACGCAUACAACAUGGUGCUGCACAAGAACGGGCAAAAGUUGUACCAGGGCCUUCGCGAGGUGAUCGUCGAACACCUCCGCGUCGUGGUCCGUGAACCGUUCGCCUCGACGUCGACGGUGCUGAAGGGGAUGCGGGCGGCCUGGCAUGAACAUUUAACGGCCAUGAAGAUGAUCCGCGACAUCCUGAUGUACGUCGACCGUGUGUAUGUGCCGAACAACAACGUCGAGCCGGUGUACAACCUCGGGCUGUCCGUCUUUCGAGAUGAGGUGGUGCGGUACAACGGCGUCAACGAGCGGAUGCGCCGCGAACUGCUCGACAUGGUGGAGGGCGAACGGCACGGGGACACCAUUGAUUGGCUGCUGGUCAAGGACAUUUGCGCGCUGCUGGCCGCCAUCGACGUCUACAGCGCCGAAUUCGAGCUGCCGUUCCUCGACGAGACGACUACUUUCUACAGGCAAGUGGGCCGUCAGCUUCUCUCCAACAACCCGGCCACCAUCUACGUGCGAAAGGUUGAGCAGUACAUCACGGAGGAGACUGACCGUGCCCUGCGCUACCUGGAGCCCAGCACUCGCGAGAAAUUGCUCGAGGUGGUCGACAACGAGCUGAUCACCGCCCACCUGCAGGAGCUCGUCGAGAUGGAGGGGUCGGGCGUGGUGGCACUGCUCAACGACAGCCGCUUCGACGAGCUGCUCGCCAUGUUCAAGCUCAUCAAGCGCGUCCCCACCGGGCCAGCGAGCUUCUGCCGGGCGGUGACGACGUGGGUGCGACAGCGCGGCGAGAACAUUGCCGACCCCCAGUCCCAAUCCGCCGACAUCAAGGCGUCACCCGUCGUCUACAUCACGAAACUGAUGGAACUGAAGCAGCAGUGCGAUCAGCUGCUCCACCGCUCGUUCGAGGAUGACGCGACGUUCAAGAACAAGAUCCACUCCGAGUUCGAGACGUUCAUCAACAAGAACAGCCAUUCCCCCGAGCACCUCGUCACCUACAUUGACGACAAGCUGAAGAAGGGUGCCCGUGUCCUCGACGAUGCCGAAAUUGACGUGGCCAUCCAGAAGGCGAUGGAAAUCUUCCGAUUCAUCAACGACAAGGACGUUUUCGAGCACUACUACAAACGCUCGCUGGCCCGCCGCCUGCUGAUGGACCGGAGCGCGUCGAACGAUUUUGAGAAACUGAUGGUGGGCCGUCUGAAGACGGAGUGCGGCUACCAGUACACGCAGAAGCUGGAGCUGAUGUUCAAGGAUCGUGAACUGUGGCACACGAUGCAGAGCCAGUUCCGCGAUUUCCUCAACGAUCACAAUUGUGAUCGUCGUCUCCACGACCUGCAGAUUCGUGUGCUCACCUCGGGGGCAUGGUCGGCCCAGCAGGCCACCCAAGGAUUGCCGUGUCGACUUCCACCGCUGGCCGAGCAGUCAUUCCGCAUCUUUCAGGACUUUUACUCAAAGCAACACAACGGGCGCAAGCUGGCGCUCUCGCCGAAUUUGGGCAACGCCGAACUGAAGGCCAUCUUCUACUCGACGCAGCCAACUGCCGGCUCGGAUGAGGGAAGCCAAGUGGAGUCGACCACCUCGUACGACGCCACCCCAUUCCAACCAUCCGCCCCCGUCGGCCGCUUCGAGGUGCAGAAGAUCCUGCAAGUGUCCACCUACCAAAUGACCAUCCUCAUGCUCUUCAACUACAAGCCGCUGUACACCUUCGACGAGCUGAUCGAGGCAUCCGGCAUUGGUGAAGAGGACGUGGGCAAGACGGUGCAGAGUCUAUCGAUGGGCAAGCCGACGCAGCGCAUCCUCGUCCGCCAACCGGCCGUCUUCUCGGCCACGCAGCCCGGGCCAAGCACUUCCUCAUCAUCUACCAACCCUCCCACGCGUACCAUCGAUCGACGCGACCAAUUCUUCGUCAACGACGCGUUCACGUCGAAGCUCUUCCGUAUCAAGAUCGCCUCGAUCGUCGACCCGAAGGCCAACAGCACGGCGGCCCGACCCGGCAAAUCCGUCGAGCCCGAGCUGCCCGAUCAGUUGACCGACGACCGGAAGCACGAGGUGGAGUGCGCGGUGGUGCGCGUGAUGAAGGCCCGGAAGACGCUCGACCACUCGUCUCUCGUCAUGCAGGUGGCCGAACAGGUGGCGAAGCGCUUCAUCCCCACGCCGGCCCUCAUCAAGCAGCGCAUCGAGGCGCUGAUCGAGAGGGACUACUUGGUGCGCGACAACAAAGAUCCCAGGAUAUACAGCUAUGUGUCG